Molecule: messenger RNA, 3104 nt
Organism: Annulohypoxylon maeteangense
Lineage: Eukaryota; Fungi; Ascomycota; Sordariomycetes; Xylariales; Hypoxylaceae
Exons: 4
Coding region: 55-2871 (938 amino acids)
Source: RefSeq, a predicted model, not a curated record
GGAGGAAAAAGGGGAAUCGAAGAGAUUUGGUGAGAUUUGCAGAGAUUUACAGCGAUGGAAAAGGCUACUCGGGCAACGGACGUAGACUCGGUCGAAGAGCAAUACGUUCUACCUUCGACAUUCUCGCCUUGGACCGGCCAUGAGGACGAACCAGACUUUGGGCACUCACGUGCUCAAUCAUUAACACCAUCGCCAACAUCAUCACCACCACCACCCGAGAGGUCUAAGGAGCACCUAUCGUCGUAUAUCGCGGAAGACGAAGUAGUGAGGCCUCCGCUAUCGCGGCGGGCUUCUCCCUUUAGAUCUACGCCGACGCCUCACGCUCAAGGGGACGACGAGCAACUGAUGCUGAGACCGGAUGAUCACGGCAUGCAACCAGUGACCGAAACUGUCAUUUCUGCCGGGGAUAUUCAGCAAAAACGAGGUACCGUACGGCGCACUAAGUUCACGGAAUUACUAAGUCGCUCCCUAUCACUGUCGUUACUGGGCAAAAAGGUCCCUUCCUCGCCUAGCAUAGGCAGUAAUUACAACACGAUAGCGGAGGAACCUUCGAGUCACCAGGGCCCUGAGCAUUACCCCAUGGACUCGGUCAACGCGCCCCGCUUAGCUGUGGAGGAUAGAUCCCGUCCGUCAAGUUCAAGCGGCUCGGAAGACGAUGAUGACAUCGAUAUCGACGAGCUUGCUACCAAAUAUGAGCGACCUCCUCUGGACUGUCACUCGAGACGUGAUGUCUACGUUAAACGCUGGAGCUGGACAUUCAUUAUUCUCUUGUCACUAUCCCUGUACUCUACCCUACUUAGUGGACUAUGGCUUUUUACUUCAAUCUACCAGCCACGUUACGGGAGAGGGAUAUCUGAUAGCGAGGGAUGGAAAAUGGCGCCAUCGACUGCAACGCUGCUCUGCACCUUGAUAGCCAAGACUAUCGAAAUGUCAUUCGUCACUGUCUUCGUGGCUUUCAUCGGCCAGGUUCUGACGCGGAGGGCAUUUGUUAAGAAAUCUAAGGGCGUGACGCUCGCUGAAAUGACGAUGCGGAAUUGGGUCAUUCAACCGGGUUCUUUACUUAGAUAUUGGGCAGGAGUUCCUUUCGCGGCUACGACGGUUAUGGGCGCCUUAUCGCUGAUUGCAGCUAUCUGCACAAUGUUCUAUACGACGGCAUCCGACGCGAUGGUCAGCCCCAAGCUCAAGUAUGGAGCAUGGGAAUCACGCAGCUUGGAGGGGUUCGUAAAGGCUUCCUAUGCGAAUCCGUACUAUGUCCAGAAGGCUUGUUCGACACCCAUCGACACGCAGAUGGAUCCGAAUAACUCGGCCCCCUCUUGUCUUGACGUGCAAUACUCAGGUCAAUCCUAUCACAACCUACUGACCUUCAUGGGUGAAUGGCACACGCUCCACGAGAACAAAUCAUCAACCGCCGAUCAUCUGAGCGUGAGACCCGUGGGGAAGCACAAUCUAUUCGACAACACUACGAUGGCGUCGACCUGGAUAGAGACCGAGUUUGGAGACCCGAAGACGAGCUUCGCAACAUACAACAGGAUCGUAAACAACGUCACUCUAGCGAUGCCCCACGCAGGCGUGUACUCCGCAGCCACAGAUCCCCGAAACAACAUCCUGCAGCCGGACGACUUAGCAGGCGUCGGCGAGUACUCCAUCCGAGCCAGCGUCGUCUCGCCCGUCGUGAACGUGAUGUGCGUGAACAUGGCGCGCGCCGAGCUCGCACCACUCGUAUACACCGAAUGGCCACAAGCGCGAACCGCAUCGACCAACGUGCCGGGCCAGCGCGCCGGCGUAGAAGACUGGUUCAACGACGUGCCCGCGCCCUCGGACACCGAAUGGCUGAACCGCACCGCCGUCGACGACAUCUUCCGGUGGGGACCGAAGUACCACCGACGCCCUCCCGUCUUCCAGCUGUACCCCAUCGACUACAACAUGAUAACCAACACCUCCGUCGCGGUGUCCGCCGACAUCUACGUGCUCGCGAAAUCCGGGACCAUCGACACCUUCGCGCUAUGCCAGCUGUCGUCCUGGGUAACCCCCAAAUGCUCCACCGAGUUCGACGUGUCCGGUAUCUCAGGGGGGUACAUGCGCGCGCACUGCGAAGACCCAGCGAACAGCAUAUCCUACGAAGCCGGGUCAGGGAACACCGACUUCGACAUCCACAUGCCGGCGCCGAGCCUCGACUGGCGCAACCUCGCCGACCAAUGGCGGUUAUCCAUGGACCUGAACGGCGGGGUGCAGAACAACAACGCGAGCAACGCGCGCAUCAUGGCGCACCUAAUCCUCGAGUCCCCAUCUCUCAACCCGAACCUGCCCUCCAUGGCCGAAGCGCUCGCGGUCCUCGCUUCCUCGACACUGGUCGCGGGGACUCUGUACUCGACGUACCGCGCGGUGUGGGACUACCCAAGCGUCGACAUGUCGCCGGGGGGUGUAUACGAAUCCUUCCGCGCGUCGAUGCGCACGCAGGAAUACACGUCGUCGCACGUGAUGGCGUGGCAGGCCGUGUUCUACGCCGUGCUGGGGUUCGUGUUUAUCCUCAACCUCGCGUGUCUGUGCUAUAUCGUGUUCGUGCGCUCCGGGCUCGUCAGCGACUACACGGAGCCGCAGAACCUGUUCGCGGUGUCGGUGAACUCGCCCGCCAGCGGCGCGUUGUCGGGGAGCUGUGGACAUGGGCCGGAUGCACGGGAGAUGGUGGUCCCCUGGCGCGUCGGGUAUUCUGCUGCUGCGAAUCAUUAUUUCUUUGAGGAGGCGACGGGGGGAGUGAGGGCGAGGGGAGAGAGUGUGGUUAGUGGAUCGGAUUUGUUGGCGCCGAGGGGGAGGUAUAGGAGUCAGAAUUGGGAUAAUUAUAAGAGGUUGAGUUCGAGUCGGACUUGGUUGUGAGAUUGGGGAUUGUGAGUGUAAGGAACCUGUUGAAAGAAAUGAGGGUAUAUAGUUAGGUAUUACAGGUAUUGUUUGUAUAUUUUGGGCAUUUCAGUGUUACAUACGCCUAAGGGGUACAUAGUAGCAUAGCGAAGGCGUUUUGGAUGGGGGAGAUUCGGGGAUACCAUGGGAAACUGGAAAAGAAAAGGGGGAAUCACAUAUACUCUGCAUUUACAGGUUCAUUUAGUAGUCAC